AGACUAGCGAGCAUCAGAAACUCAGAAAGCAAGUGAGACCGAAUUUAUUACUCACAACCUCCCAGACAACACUCCACCAGCCCUUCUCUUUUCCCCGAGAUCUUUUCGCCAGUCCCAAGCCCUAGAAAUUACUCAUAGUAAUAUUCUUCCGUAAAGCGAAAACCAUCCAUACAAAUAUGAUUGAUUCUCCAUCUCUUUGUGGGUUCAUAAAAGCAAUCCCUUCUGGUAUAGCUCAGUAGAGAAGCAGACAAAAAACAGCAGAUAUGAGGUACUUAUUGCCAAUCUUGGCUCUCAAUCUUUGCUUAAAAUCCAUCUCUGCGGACCCAAAAUCUUCAUUUUCUUUUAAGAAUUUCGGAAAAGAUUCAAACUUUCAUUCUCAGUUUGCUCUGUAUGGUGAUGCUAAGGUUGUUAAUGAAAGUAUGUCCAUAGAAAUGGGUAAUAGCAGUAAGAUGAGUUCCGAAGAUGGAAUAAUCUUGAGUAAGAAGCCUUUCAAGCUUGUUGAUGGGAAACCCCCCUUGAAGAAAUUGGUGUCCUUUUCCACCUACUUUGUGUUUUCCUUAUUAUCAUCAGAAAGUGGGUAUGGUCCUGCAUUUGUGUUGUUCCCAAAUGGGUAUCCUUUCAAUGUGUCAAAGAAAGUGGAAAGGUACAAUCUUUUUGGGGUUGAGUUCAGUACAUUGAAAAAUGGUGUGAAUGGGAAUUGGGCCGGGUUUGAUUUGAUGAGUUCUUGUUUUACAUCUGCUAAAGUGGUGAACGUUUCAUCAGUCAAAUUGGAAGUCAACAGAGGUCAUAGAUUGCAAUCUUGGAUUGAUUACGAAGCAAGCUUGAAACGAGUAGAGGUUAGGGUUAACAAUUUGGGUGACAAAAGGCCAGUUGAUCCCAUGCUUUACUGCACUGUUGACUUGUACCACAUCUGGAAGAAUGAUGAAGAGCUGUUUGUUGGGUUAAGUACAUCAAGAUUAAAGAAGAUGAACCAUUCUGAAAAUUCUAAUGUUACUAAUGUUACUAAUGUUCAUUCAUGGAGUUUCAAGGCAAGAAGUACUAUUCCAGAUUGGGCACAUUCCAAACCAUUAGAUCCAGGCGCUUUUCUGGGGGAAACCGAGGAACAGCGAAGCGUUUGUAAGAAUAGUAAAAACUGUUGUACUUUGAAAGUCCUCUUAUGUGCAUUGGUGAUCAUUGGUGGUGGAUGUGUUGCAUUGGGGACAUUCAUGGUGUUUUUCAUUCGGACAGUCUUAGUCGGCCCAUCUCCUAUCGUGCCCGAGGAGCUUACCGGGAAGCCCAAAGAGUAUGGCAAUGAGUACAAGAAGUAUCAAGUAUUAGUACUUGUAGAUGGUGAUGACCACAAAGCCUUCAAAGGUGGGAAGUAGCAGUUUAUAUUCUUUAGGGGAGGGAAUCAAGCUCCUCUGUUUGGGUCGUCCGCAACCACUCGAUAAUCCGUGCUGUGAGCCCGAAUAGGGCCCAUGCCGAUCUCGCGGUUGCUGGUCAAUCAAACAGAUGAUCCUGAUUGCUAUAAAUGGGUGUUUGUUUUGAUUAUUGUAAAAAUCCUCUUAAUUUUCUCACUAUUAUGUCUUGACUGUUUUGUGUAGUUGUGGUUUCAUGACCUCAAUAAGAACAUCUCUUUGUUUGGUACCCCGUACCUGUAUGUUAGAGGUCAAUGAGUCAGCUAAAGAGAGAAAAUUUAGAAAAUGAUAUUUUGAAUUGAACUACUAAUCAAUUGUAUUUCAACGAGAUAUUUUAUAUUAAUAUAUGCAGUUGCGACUAUUGCAUA
Cuscuta epithymum is the source of this 1765-nucleotide messenger RNA. The record is from the annotation of a GenBank genome assembly. NCBI's taxonomy places the organism in Eukaryota, Viridiplantae, Streptophyta, Magnoliopsida, Solanales, Convolvulaceae.